CCCGUGCCUAUCACGAUGAGAAAUGCCACCAUCGUGUAAAUAAAAGUAUAUUUACCUUCCAGUUUCUGUGUUCAAAUCGCUCUCUGUCCCCCCUAACCCCUUGGCAUCGUCCUCAUCACUCAUUGUCUUCAACACCAUCGACCUCAGUUUCAAAAGGCUCAACUUAAAGCUUCAGGGAAACAAGGCUCCUCGAUUUCCACCACACUCAUCCCUCCCACACACACAAUUUCCCACCACAAUGUCUUCCUACAACCUCCCAGCUCCCCGCCGCAUCACGGCCUCCAACCUGCCCCUGCCUUCGCAAUACCACGGCGAUGAGCACGCCGAGCCGGGCGUCGAGAUCAAGAUCGACAACCUGAAGGUCGACUCCCUCCUCAACGGCACGCUGAUGCGCGCCAGGGUGGCCACCAGCAAGCAGAUCCCCACCAUCAACGACGGACACGGCGACAUCCCCCUCGACGAGGUCCCGGGCAUGGGCAUCGUGCUGCCGGGCGGCCUGAACAUGUACUACAUCGACCUGGCGCCCAACACGGAGGGCACGAUGCACCGCACCACGUCGACCGACUACCUGGUGGUGAUCUCGGGCGCGCUGAGCCUGCUGACGCCCGCGCCGGUGCCCUACCAGGUCAGGGACGGCAAGGCCACGCACGGCGAGCCCGUCGAGACGGUCUGCCGCCCGGGCGAUGUGGUGGCGCAGCGCGGGAUGAUGCAUGCGCUCUCGAACCGUACCAACGACUGGGUGCGCCUGCUGGCUGUUGUACUGUCGUCCAACCCCAACAAGGUGCCCGUGGAGGGCACCGGCGGCCACAAGGAGCUGCCUGACGUUUGGCUGGCUUAGGUGGAGACACUUGAGGAGCGUGAUGUGUAAGUGCACAGGUUGGAAAGGUACAUGAGGGAUAGUCGAUUCGUCGUUCUGAUAUCCAAAGCUCGUGAUUUUCUUGCAACUUAUGCAUCCUAUCGGGAGUAGACCGCAUACAUCACAUCAAGUUUGUCAUGCAAUCAUCUGCGCAAAACGCAUCAAGGCAUUC
Thermothielavioides terrestris NRRL 8126 is the source of this 1028-nucleotide messenger RNA. RefSeq lists its product as uncharacterized. Bases 239 to 838 code for a protein of 199 amino acids. The record is from RefSeq and is a predicted model, not a curated record. NCBI's taxonomy places the organism in Eukaryota, Fungi, Ascomycota, Sordariomycetes, Sordariales, Chaetomiaceae. The transcript has 3 exons.